Saprolegnia parasitica CBS 223.65 is the source of this 2099-nucleotide messenger RNA. RefSeq lists its product as hypothetical. The record is from RefSeq and is a predicted model, not a curated record. The transcript has 15 exons. The coding region runs from base 1 to 2022 and encodes 673 amino acids. Lineage: Eukaryota; Oomycota; Saprolegniomycetes; Saprolegniales; Saprolegniaceae.
AUGUGGAAGGUCGUUCUCGCUGCCGCCGUCGCCGGCGUCGCGGCCAACCUCUGCAAUACGUGCAAUGGCAACGGCGUCUGCAACACUGCAACUCGCCGCUGCUCGUGCUUUGCCGGGUUCACGGGACCACGCUGUGAAUACGUCGCGUGCCCGACCGGCAAUGCGUGGUGGGACUUUGCGUCGGCAGUCGACACGGCCCAUGCACCGGCAACGUGCUCCAACAUGGGUCUCUGCUCGUCGACAACCGGUGUCUGCGAUUGCAGCGCGGGCUUUACGGGCGCCGCUUGCGAAUUCAUGGCGUGCCCAGCGUGCCAGAGUGGCCACUGCAUCUCGAUGCGCGACGCCGCGGCCGCCAAUGACGGCAUCAACUUCUUCACGUCGACGUCCUACAGUCUAUGGGACGCCGACAAGAUCUUUGGGUGCCAAUGCAGUUACGGCUACACUGGCUACGAUUGCUCGCAGCGGACGUGUCCCGUGGGUGACGAUCCGCUCACUACAGGCCAGUCGCCCGAGGUGCAGCUGCUCAACUGCCUCUGCAACGGGUGCACCGGGUACUUUGCGCUGUACUACGAAGGCUUCUUGACGGCCAAUAUCGCACCGUCGGCGACGGCGACACAGCUGACCAACGCGCUACUGGCGCUGACAUCGAUUCACGGAAUCGCUGUCACACUUUCCUCAGGCACCACCGUGUGCUCGACGACGGGGACGACGGCAUCGAUCACAUUUACCAACAACGGCGGAGACCUGCCGCUGAUCCAGAUCCGCAGUGUCUUGUCUGGCACAAACACGAUUACGCUCAGCUCCAAGGGCGCUGUCGGAACGUACGGCGGAACGUCAGCUGCGGGCACCACCGAGGGUCUCCCGUGCUCGGGGCGUGGGGACUGCAACCCUUCGACUGGCAUCUGCACUUGUGUCCCGGGUUUACGAGCAGCUUUCAUAACAGGCGCCGGCAACCCAGGCAUAUUGGGCGACUGUGGCGCUGGCACGACGACCGCUUGCCCCACGGUCCUCGGAAAAGUGUGCAACAACCAAGGCUCGUGUGACGGCACCACGCAAUACCGCUGCGAGUGCAAUCCGCCGUACACCGGGGCAUAUUGCACCAACCUGCUCUGUCCCACGGGCGCGGCGUGGUUCGACGGUGCAUCGGCGACCAACACGGCCCACGCUGUCGCUCCGUGCUCGAAUCGGGGCAUAUGCAAUCCCUCAACAGGCACGUGCACAUGUCAAGCUGGCUUUACGGGCGCCGCCUGUGAUCUGCUCGCGUGUCCCGGGUCGCCCGCGUGCAGUGGUCAAGGGUCGUGCAAGACAAUGCAACAAUUGGCGGCGCUUUCAUCGUCCAACGGGGUGCUCAUCGGCGCCACGUACGGCAACACCCCAACUACGCCCCGACGUGGGACUACAACAAAAUCCGAGGUUGCUACUGCCAAAAGGUACUCGCUUGAAAGUUGUAUCCUCCGCUCAUGCGCAUAUGGCGACGAUCCGUACAUCUCGGGAACUGUCGACGAGCAACAACAAAUAUUGUGCACGGCUGACGGCGGCUUCUUCACGCUGUCUUUUCGGCAGCAUACAACAAGCGCGAUAUCUGCAAGCGCAACGGCCGCCACCGUGCAGACAGCCCUGCAAGCUCUGGCAUCCAUCGUAUCGGCUACCGUGACUUUUGGUGGUGGUGCGACGACGGUUUGCAGUGCCACUGGCGUUGUUACGACGGUUCGAUUUACAUAUGCCCAAGGAAAUUUGCCGCUGCUAAUCGCGCCUGUCACCGACCUGACGCUGUCGACGGGGACACCGGCGAUUACUGUGACCGAGACAGUUGCGGGCACGAAAGCGAACCUCGAAUGCUCGGGUCGUGGCACCUGCGAUCGGACGCUCGGGCGCUGCAACUGCUACGACUACUUUUUGAGCUCGGAUGGCUAUGGCAACGUGGGCACGCGCGGUGAUUGCGGGUACUUGACGCCGUACAGCACCCUCUCGACAACGAUCACGACCAUCACGACAACGACGACAACGACCUCAACCGUGUAGUACGUGGCAUUAUACGAACGACGUAAGCACGAGCCGUUGACAAUCCAAACGAUGUGUUCCCAGUGGCGGGAGUGGGA